AUGUUAUGCCUUCCUCCCAUCCCGUUCCGUCCCAGCCUGUCCCUCCCAUUCCGAACUCUGCUCCUUUUCAAGUUCAGCAGCCAGCCGAGCCACGCCCUCAGUCCCUUCCUUUUACAACUUGAGCUCCUUUCCAAGGUUGCUGAAUCCAUGAAGACGUGCUCCUUUUCAUACGAAGGGAAGGAUGGGUACACUAGGUUCGGGAGGACGAGUUGGUUGAAGGCUAGUAGUUGGAAGAGUCAGAGCAGGAGAAUACUCACUAUGAUCAAUCUUCAUGUAACCUUCCCCCGGAAAACGAAAAACGACGUAUGAGCACCUGCGGACAGCUCCACCGUACGUACGCGUUAUUAGCAGCGUCUAUCGCUAGGGCUGGUAGCUAAGUUAAACCCUAAGGCCCUCCGACUUCCAGCCUCGUCAGCAUGCAGCCGCACAGGAACCGUCGUCCGCCAUGCGACAAUUCCGCCGUCGCAUCGUUCGCCGGAGCCGUCGCAGGGAUGAGUCGCGACGAGAGAGUCGCCAAGCAGCUCCCCUUGGCAACUCAGCAGGAGCAGCAGCAGCAGCAGCAGAAUCAACGAGCGCAAGCUCCGGUGCCUCAGCUUAGCACUCCCCCAUUCCCAAUAGACACAUCGUAUCAGCCUGGAGCCUCUACCCAGCUAUGGCUCCACCAGCCGAAGGUAAACACAGAAGCCAUUCCUACUGAGUCAACGCCAGUCUCACAUGGCCCAAUGCCGGCCACAAUGUCGCAGCGGCCGAGUUUCGCGGCGGGAAUCCAAGAGCCGUCCCUGGAGUGGCCGAGUCGCGCUCAGCAGAAUCCAAACCCUAGCGUCCCGCGGCACGCUGUGGCGCCAGUGGAUUGGGCGCAGCGGGCGGAAGCCGGGUUUGGCGGCUUCGACAGCGGCGCUGGUGGCGCUGAGAUGCGCCAGAGACCGCUUGGUGAGUUUCUGCCUUCCGCGGAGCAAAUCGCUCUGCUCGAACUCCUGGCGCAGCAGCAGCAGCCGCAAGCUCAGUACCUUCCACCACAGCAGCAACGACAGCAGCAGCAGCAGCACCACCACCACCACCAGCAACAACAACAGCAGCAGCAGCAUCAGCAGCAGCAGCAGCAGCAGCAGCAGAUUCCACCCGAUGUGAUCCUGGCACUCCUUCAGCAGGGCUUUCUAGGUCCCUCCGGAAGCCAUGGCGUCAGCAGCCAAUUCAGGCCAGAGCUUCCUGCAUCUGCCGUUCCAUCGCCUGGCAUUGUAGGGCCCGGGGGCGUCAAUGCGCCACCGUUAACAAAUGUGGGGCCUGGGGGCGUCAAUGCGUCGCCAUUCACAAAUGUGCAGCCUGGGGGCGUUAAUGCGCCGCCAUCAACAAAUGUGGGGCCAGGCGCUGCUGCUGCUGCGCCACCAUCUGGGGUUGCGGGGCUUGGGGCGGGCGCUGCGCCAUCGCUAGGACGUGUGGGGCUUGGACCCCAGGAAAGGGCCACCAGCGCCGACAGCAGCAGUGCUCCUGCGGUGAGGCCUCACGCCAAUGCAACUGGCGCCUUGAAUACGGCUGCUGCCAGGGAAACUGCUGCUGGUGCUGCUGCUGCUUUGAUAUCUCCAGCAGCAGCCGGGGACAGAUUGGGCAGCAGCAAAGGGGGGAGUGGAGGCGAAGGAGGAGGAGGAGGAGGAGGAGGAGGAGGGGAAGGGGGAGAGGGUGCUGGAGGGCGGAGGUGUGUGGAGGGUUCCGGUGUGUGGAGUUCCGUUGCGAGGGGGGCUGUCAGCGGGAGGGAGGGAAAGGAGGGUCCUAGUGGGAGGGAGGUGGAGGCAGCCCAACUGGAGGCCAAGCUGAGAGCGAGGUUUGACGCAAACCAACACCCGCCGCAAGACUCCUCUCAACACCCGCCCCAACACACGCUCCAGCACCCGCCCCAACACCCGCCCCAAAACGCGCCGCAAGCCCCUGCUGUGCACCUCGCCCAGCUAGAACCUCCACAUCCGCUUCGCCACCUACCUGUGCAACCCCCCCUUGAAUACGCGGGCCAGGACGCGCCCGAUCAGGCGGAGGUGGAGUGGCGGCCUCGGACCCGGACUCGAUGCGACGCCAGUGCGAUGGAGAGAGGAGUGAUCAAACCCCGGAGCAUGAAGGAGCGACGGAGGCGAGACAAAAUCAGUGAUGGCUUGCGGCAGCUGAGGCAAGCACUCCCUGCCAUGCUGCUGGGGCCACGGCAGGACAUGGCGUCGAUGAUCGAAGCCGCCAUUCACCACAUUGGCAAUCUCGAGUCUCGCAUACAGGAAGCCGAAAUGGAGGGAGAUAAUGAUGGAGAUGGAGAUGGUGGGGAAAGGGAAUCCCAGAAGCAAACGCUGAGUGGGCGUGAGGGGGGUGGGAGUGGGGAGCUGGGUGUGAAGGCAGAGGAAGUGGAAGGGUAUGCAAGCGAAGAAAGAAACCACGAUGUUGAGGAUGAUUUGCAUUUGGACGUAGAUUUUGGCGACUGAAGUUUCCUUUCCAACAUGCAUACAACAAAUACUGUAUGUACCGUGCCGUAGAGUACUGGUGAACAGGGUUGACGUUUCAAAAAAUAGCACCCUGAGCUGUCGAAUGUGGAAAAAAGUGUUGGAAUUUUG
Messenger RNA from Closterium sp. NIES-67, 2582 nucleotides. The record is from the annotation of a GenBank genome assembly. Lineage: Eukaryota; Viridiplantae; Streptophyta; Zygnematophyceae; Desmidiales; Closteriaceae.